CCCCAAGCCCUUCUUACUUGCAUCAGAACCUAAUUAAUGGUGAGAUUCAUGCUCUUUCUGGUUGCUAUAAAUUAAGACUGAGGGGCAGUGCUAUUUAGACAAUGCACAAAGCAGUGAAACACUUGAAAUAUUUGUUCUCUGUGCUAUCUUUUGAUCAUGUCUAAAUGCAAUUCUUCAGUUGGCAAAACCCCUUCUCUGAUCUCCAUCGUGUUUCUACUUGGGCAGCUCAUGAUGAUAACCCUUCAAACAGCAGAUGCCCAAAUUGGUGUAUGCUAUGGAAUGCUUGGCAACCUACCACCUCAAAGAGAUGUUGUUGCUCUUUACAAACAAUACAACAUUCGAAGGAUGCGACUCUAUGAUCCAAACCAAGCCGCUCUCGCUGCCCUGAGGGGCUCUAACAUCGAGCUCAUUCUCGGCGUCCCAAACGACAACCUUCAAACCAUUGCCUCAAGCCAGGCCAAUGCAAAUUCAUGGGUUCAAAACAAUGUCCGAAACUACGGCGAUGUAAGAUUCAAGUACAUUGCUGUCGGAAACGAAGUCCAGCCAGGAGAAUCAUCUGCACAGUUUCUAGUCCCGGCCAUGCGAAACAUUCAAACCGCAAUUUCCAAUGCUGGUCUUGGCAACCAAAUCAAAGUUUCCACAGCCAUCGACACCAGAGGACUCGGAGUAUCGUACCCUCCCUCAAAAGGUUCCUUCAAGUCUGAAAAUAGAGCGCUGCUUGAUCCCAUUAUUCGCUUCUUAGUGGAGAAUAGAUCUCCAUUGCUGGUUAACCUGUACCCGUAUUUUAGUUACAAGGACAACACCGGUGCCAUUCGUCUCGAUUAUGCUCUCUUCACAGCUCCAUCGGUUGUUGUACAAGAUGGCCAACUUGGUUAUCGUAAUCUUUUCGAUGCCAUUUUGGACGCUGUGUAUUCUGCUCUUGAGAAGGCCGGUGGAGGGUCUUUGGAAAUUGUUGUAUCGGAGAGCGGCUGGCCAACGGCCGGUGGAACAGCAACUACUGUUGACAAUGCAAGGACUUACAACUCAAACUUGAUUCAACAUGUCAAGGGUGGGACUCCGAAAAAGCCCGGGAGGCCCAUAGAAACUUACAUAUUUGCCAUGUUCGAUGAGGAUAGGAAAAAUCCAGAGCUUGAGAAACAUUGGGGGCUGUUUUCCCCGAACAAACAACCAAAAUACCCUAUCAAUUUCAAUUGAUCUAAUAGCUAGUUAAGUCUCUCGUGGCAAUAAGGGCAAUUGUGGUUUGCAGUAUCUGACCACUAAAUAAAAGACUACAUGUGCUGAUGUGCAGUCAGAAUUAUGUAUGUGCCCAAACAAUGCCCUCAGGUAGAGCAAUCACUAAAUAAGAUUAUUUCCAAUUCAUGAUGGGGAUAUAUUGAAUGUUUUUUUAAUAUAUAAGAGAAUUCCAACAAUGU
This is a messenger RNA of Rosa chinensis, 1412 nucleotides long. Its product is annotated as glucan endo-1,3-beta-glucosidase, basic isoform. The coding region runs from base 157 to 1194 and encodes 345 amino acids. Gene Ontology annotation, cellular component: plasma membrane; cell wall. The record is from RefSeq and is a predicted model, not a curated record. The transcript has 2 exons. Gene Ontology annotation, biological process: carbohydrate metabolic process. Gene Ontology annotation, molecular function: hydrolase activity, hydrolyzing O-glycosyl compounds. Lineage: Eukaryota; Viridiplantae; Streptophyta; Magnoliopsida; Rosales; Rosaceae.